Gracilinanus agilis (Agile Gracile Mouse Opossum) is the source of this 3448-nucleotide messenger RNA. RefSeq names its product centrosomal protein 135 (gene CEP135). Bases 125 to 3448 code for a protein of 1107 amino acids. NCBI's taxonomy places the organism in Eukaryota, Metazoa, Chordata, Mammalia, Didelphimorphia, Didelphidae. The record is from RefSeq and is a predicted model, not a curated record. The transcript has 24 exons.
GAAAGACAGAUCCCUUCUGUGGAGGUGAUCGCAUUGUUACUUGACUGUAAAAGGAAUCCAGAAAGUCAGGGCUGUAACAGGCUAUCAAUUUUUGAUGUGAUAAAAACAAUUUUGGAGAUUUACCAUGAGUACAGCUGCAGAAAGAAAAUUUAUUAACAUCAGAAAAAGACUGGAUCAGAUGGGAUAUCGACAGCCUUUGAGUGUUGAUUGUUUACCUUUGGUGGAGAAACUUUUCAGUGACCUUAUUCAUACAACGGAGAGUCUUCGGAAAACAAAACUAUAUGUUGGAAAAGCUGAAAAAGAAAGUGCCAAUUUUGAUUAUGUUUUGGAACCUUAUAAAAAAGAAAAUGCUAAACUGACCAGGGAAAAUAAUGAUCUACAUCUGGAUUUAUUGAGGACAAAAGAACAAUCAGAAAUAAGUAUAAAAGAUUUGAAAGUCAAAUUAAGAAAAAUGGAGAUCGAGACAGCUGACUUGAAGUUUCUGAAUAACCAGUAUGCUCAUAAAUUGAGAGUGUUGGAGAAGGAGAGCAAAGCCAAGAAUGAAAAAAUCCAGCAACUCCAAGAAAAGAACCUCCAAGCAGUGGUACAGACCCCAGGUGGCAAGAAGAGAAGUAUUCCUUUUAGACGCCAGCGUAUGCAGAUUGACCAACCUGUGCCUCCCUCUGGAAUCAGUGCCUAUCCAGUUCCUCAGCCAAAUGAUCCCUAUAUUGCUGACCUUCUGCAGGUGGCAGAUAACAGAAUUCUGGAGCUUCAAGAAGACGUGUGCCACUUACAGAAGAAGUUAGUAUCUGCUGAAAAUGAAUUAGAAAAUUCUUGCAAACAGAUUGAAUUAAGAGAUUUAGAAAUAGAACGGCUCUCAGUUGCACUUGAUGGUGGUCGCUCCCAUGAUGUUCUCUCUCUGGAAUCCAGAAAUCACAGUAAUGAGAAGCUUAUUACUCACUUGAAUAUUCAGAUUGAUUUCCUGCAACAAACAAACAGAGACCUGGAAAAUCGUAUACAAGAACUCUUGGACAGCAAGAAAACUGUAACCAAUGAGGUUAUUACUUUAAACAACAAAAAUGAAACACUGUUUCGUAGAUUGGAUGAAAUAGAUCAUAGAGCACAUCAUAUUGAAAGGCAUAGAGAAGAAGUUCUUGAGACUACAGAUAAACAACUUAUGGAAGCUCAGGGAGAAAUCAAAAGACUUCACUGUGAAAUGCAUGCCCUUGAAGAAACAAUAGCAAAUCUUAAAAUGGAAUUAAACUUAUGCCAUAAAGAAAAAGCACGAUUAACCGAUGAACUAGUGAUAAAAACAGACCUUGAAACAAUUAUCAAUCAAAUUGAACAUGAAAAAAAUAGACUUGCCCGAAAAGUUGAAAAGUUUGCCAAGUCAGAAAGAGAACUUGUUCUAGAAGUAGAGAGAAUGAGGAAAGAUUACUGUGCAACGCGUAGGAAAAAAUCACCUUCUCGUCUAGAUGUAUUUCUUAGGACUGUAGAAGAAGAACGGGAUCAUUAUAAAAAAGAACUAGAAAGACUCCAGAAGAUCAUAAAACGCAGAUCUAUACCAAUGCGAAGUUCAAGAUGUGAAAGAAGUUUAAAUGUUAUAUGUCCAGAAAAGGGUGCUUACAUUUCAGAACUCUGCCUAAUCACAAAAGAGAGAGACGAACUUCAGGCUUUGUUGGAUAAAUUUGAAAGCCACAUGGGUGAAAUACAGUGCAAUGUGAAAUUAUUGACUGCAGAAAGAGACAAACUGAGUGACCUAUACAGUCAAGCACAGCAUGAUUUAUGUACACUAAGAAAGGAAGCAUCGUAUUCUUUGCCACCCCAAGAGAUUCUUUGUCUUAUGGAACAAGAAAAGGAAACCGCAUUAACCGACUUGAGAUUAACGAUUGUAGAAAAGGAAGCUUUAAGAGAGAAGUUGAAGAACCUACAGGAACUGGCUUUUGUGGGAAAAUCGGAAAUGGAAAAAAAUCUUGAAGAUCUGGAAAACAUCAAUUAUGAGCUUGAAACUGAGAGAUGUGAUUUGAAGACUAAAGUCUCAGUGAUGAGGGAGACAAUAGAGUCACUAGAGAAUAAACUGAAAGCCCAAUAUCACAAACUUAUCCAUGUUGCUGAUGACUCGUCACAACAGAAGACAGCAUUGAACUCAUUAAGGAUAAUAAAUGAUCAGCUGCAGAGAGCUGUCGAUGACUUUCAGCACCGAUGUGCAAUUAAAAAUGAAGAACAGCAAGCAGCUGAAAUACAGAUUGCAUCCCUGGAGGAAAAAAUAGGUAAACUAACCUGUAAAAUCACUUCACAAGAUGAAGAAAUAGUUGCACUUAAAAAUACCAUUUGUGUUAUUGAUAAGGAGAAAGACUACCUUCAGGAAGCAGUAGAUGAAAAGACAGAAAAAGUUGUAAGCUUAGAAGAUAUUAUUGCAAAUAAGGAAAAAACUAUUUCCCAUUUGCAAGUUACAUUAGCAGAGGUGGAGUCUACAAUAGGACAACUACAGGACUUACUAAGUAAUCGAGAACGUGACGUAAGUAGUCUUCAACGCCAGCUUGAGGAAACCCGACUAGAGCUUACUGAAGUAAUAAGAGCAAGGGAAAUAGCUCUUAAGGAAAAUAGAAGAUUACAAGAUGAUUUAGGUACAAUGACAAGAGAAAACCAGGCUGUUUCACUGGAAUUAGAACAAGCAAUUCAUGAAAAAGAAGAAUUGAAGAAUAGAGUUCAUGAUUAUAUAACUGAAGUUUCCAGAUGUGAAACCAUCAUGGCUGCUAAGGAGCAAGAAAAUCAAGACUUAUUGGAGAAAUUCCAAAUGCUCCAUAGUCGAGCUGAAGACUUAAAAAUAAAGGCUCAUCAUGCUGAAGGAGAGAGUACCUCAAUACGGCUUGAACUCCUCUCAGUUGAUACAGACAGGAGACAUCUUCGAGAAAGAGUGGAGCUUUUAGAAAAAGAAAUUCAAGAGCAUAUAAAUGCUCACCGUGCUUAUGAAACUCAAAUCUCUUCGAUGACAAAAGCCUUGUCUAGAUUGGAGGAAAAACUCAGAUGUGAACAUGAUGAGAAGGCGUCAAUAUUAACUGACUUGUCUUCUCUGAGAGAACUUUGCAUUAAACUUGAUUCAGGCAAAGAAUUCAUUGCUCGGCAGUUGGUCUCUAAAAACAUGGAAUAUGAGAGAGCCAUGGAAGAAGUAGAAACUGCAAAAACAGAAGCAGAGGUAUUAAAACAACAAUUGUCAAGUGAGAGAGUUACAGUUGACAACCUUGAAACAUUGUUGGCUACCAACAGAGACAAAGAAUUUCACUCUCAUAUAAGUUCACAUGAAAAGGAAUCAGAAAUUCUUCGACUUCAAGAUAUGCUAGCCAUUUCUGAGAAUCAGCUGGCCAGUCACAUUCGGGAGUCUAAUGUACUUCGAGCUAAAAUUACACAAAUGCAGGCAGACAAUGACGUCUUAAAAAUGCAGCUUGCAACUGAGCAGUUUGACCGGUAA